AUGGCCGCCCAUGUCGUUGCCGUUGCUUCGCCGCCCGCGUUGCCAACAGCCUCCCCGUGUCAAGCCGGCAGGUUCACGGGCUCCGUCGCCUUCUGCUCCUUCGACUACACCGCUGGAUCGAGCUGGGGAGCCGCUCCAUUAUCGCCGUCUCCUUCAUCUUCGCCGUCGGUCUUCACCGCUGCCCCGCCGUGGAUCCGUGCUCCGACGCCUCCCCGAGCCUCCCCCAACGCGCCAUCGACCUCCGACGCUCGACUCCCUGUUCGUCUGGUUCUGGCCGUCGCUGCCGCCGUUGACUCCUGCUUCACGCCUGUUGCCGCCACUGCUGCUGCCAAACGUCGCGGUCGUUGCCUCUUGCUGCAACCCACGCCCCCGCAAGCCCCCCAGCCGCCGCAACCGAACGGCCCCGCGCUCGCGGCCGCAGACCCGAGCUCCGCCGCGCCGGCGCCGCCCCUUGCCGCUGCUACCCAGUCGCACGCCGGCCAACCCGGCCCCGUCCCGUGCUGCCUCACCCUGGCCUCGCUCUGGCCGCCGCCCACGCCUGCGCCCGCUGUGGCCCAGCCCCGCGCCGGCCGCGCCGACACGCCCCUGACGCCCAGCGCGCCCCUUGGCCGCGAGCUCGCCUGCGCCUGCUGCCGCUUGCCGCCGUCCGCGCACACCGGACGCACUCGCUCGCUGAUGCGCUGCUUCUGCCUGCGGCCGCUGCCGCCAGCAGCUCGUUGCUCGCUGCCUGCUGCUAGUAGUGCAGCGCUGCUACAGUAA
Molecule: messenger RNA, 759 nt
Organism: Aegilops tauschii subsp. strangulata
Lineage: Eukaryota; Viridiplantae; Streptophyta; Magnoliopsida; Poales; Poaceae
Source: RefSeq, a predicted model, not a curated record